Molecule: messenger RNA, 2271 nt
Organism: Trypanosoma cruzi
Lineage: Eukaryota; Euglenozoa; Kinetoplastea; Trypanosomatida; Trypanosomatidae
Exons: 1
Coding region: 1-2271 (756 amino acids)
Source: RefSeq, a predicted model, not a curated record
AUGGGUGUUCCGGAUUUUUUGAAGUUUGCCGCGCGCACAUCGCCCACGGCGUUGUGCAGAAUUAAGAAGGGUGUGACCGCGGCCCCGCUUUGCUUUGACUUUGUUCUUAUUGACGCCACCAAUGUGUGUCAAACCAUUGGCCUGGAAACCCUUGCGGAGUUCCUUAUGCAGCCGCAUCUGAAGGUGCGUCGAGCGGUUGUGUUUGCCAUGGAUGCACAGCGACACCGUGCCGGGACGUCAAGGAGUCAACGCACGCACGCCACAGUGCUGGACGCUGAUGUCGCCGUUCAACGACUCUGCAUUGCGCUACAGCAGCACUACAACAAAAUUGCCACGGCCGAUGCGCCGCAGCCGCAGAUUCUUAUCAGUGGCCGGCAGGUUGCAGGGGAGGCGGACUACAAGAUCCUUGACCUUCAAAGACAACUUGUCACGCAGGCGUUUGCUGCAAAGGUAAAGUUGCCGACGUUUUGCUUCGUUUCAGAGGACUCGGACGUACUCUGUGGAGUCCUAUGCGGACCCGCACCGCACACAGUGACCAUUGCAACGAAGCUUCAUGACACCAUGCUUGAGAUGUGUGUUUUGCGAGUCGCACACGUUUUGGCAUAUAUCGCUCGGUGUGUGGACGCGUUUGCUGGGGGUGAUGAGGGAGCCGAGGUGUCACCACAGACACAACAACAACAACAACGACAGCUCAGUCUGGAAAGGGAGAGUGUGAAGAACGAGGGUGGAGAAGAAGAAAAGAUUGUUCGCCGCCAAAAACAGGACGGACCGAUGGUGGCGACUGGCACUUGCGUCGUGCUCAGUGACUCCGAUGGUGACCCCAGUGAUGUUGAUGAGGAAGGGCCCGGGAAUUGUGUGCCUUCCCCCAUGCCCGCCAUCACCGCACAAAACGCCGCGGAGGCGGAGAUUCUUCAGAAUAGUUGCAUAGAUAUGGUGUUUCUUUUUGUUGUUGUCAUGGGUAACGGAAGUAGCGUCCCGCCUCUUGUUCGUGGGGCGACAAAGGUGGACAUUCAGUCUUGCUGGAAAGCGUAUUGCCGGAUGAAAUACGACACCGCGGAAUUGGGCUAUGAAAAGGUGAUGGGACGUUCGUUGCUUUCUCUCCAUGACGUUUUGGCGCAUCCAGAGAAGCAAUCAAAUGAAAUUGCUGCAGUUGCAGUUGACUGUUCCUUCUUGGGGGGCAUUCUGGAGACCGCACAUUAUGCCGAUGCCCAGUCACGGCCUCCUGUUGAGGAAGAGAAGGAAAGAGCCCUGUUAUUUCUCUCUCAGGCGGUGUACACCACAUUCCGUUAUAUUAUCGCCUGCAAUCUGCAUCCUGGCUCCACAGUGGAGGACACCUUUUUAGAUACGCGGUCUCUGCUGGAGAAGGAAUUUGUUGUUCCAAGCCUUGCUGCCUUCUUGUGGGUACUUGGUCUGACCAGGAAGAGGACACUAUACUUUCCUCUUGCAGGCUUGGCGACUGAGGCGGUGUUGUUAAAUGCCACAAAGGGAAUUUCAGCGGUUGAGGAGGCUGUUGCCGCCGCAUGUUCCCGUAGAAAACACGCGGGGCAGAAUGUUGUGCUGGAGUGGGAUGUGGCAAACACUCUUGUGACAUGCGGAUCUGCGGGGUCGAGGAGGGUACGGCUGCAGAGCCUUCUCCCGAGAUCGAAGCCAGACGCUCACAAAGGCAUGGUGGUCUGCAUCAACGAGUGUGCUGAGGGGCUCGCGAGAAACAGUAGCGAUGCCGCCGGCAAUGUUGUGCCUCAGAGAAAUAAAGCCGCACUCUUUUCACGGCUUCUAGUAGCAUGGCGGAGCACGAUGACAUCAUUCAUGCCUGCGCUCGAGGUCAUUGCGCGCAAAGAAGAUUUUACGCUUUUGCCAACGAAUAAAGAUUCUUAUGAAGGCGGUGGUGUGUUGGCGACGCAGGCCAAUAACGUCAAAUAUUCUUACAGUUUUGAAUUGAGACGCAUGGCGCCGUUGCUUACGAGUUGUGAGAAGAAGCACCAAAUCAGCACGGCAACGAGCGCGGCUCUCCUGCGGGCGCUACGCGUAUCGCACGAUUAUGAAAAGGCGCCGUCGGUGUCGGGGAUAUCGAGUGAAGUGACGGAGGGGAGGGAUAGAAAAAGGGGGCAGUUUGCCAAAAGCAAUGCUCCGUCCACCCAAAAGGGAUCCAAAACCGAAGGAGCGACGGAGGGCUUGAUCAAUGCCGAGAGACGAGAAGGUCAGUCGGGGAAAUACCGGCGUCCCGGAAAAAAGGAGCGUGAAAGGGCGAAGAGGGCAAGGGAGAACAAUUAA